This is a messenger RNA of Penicilliopsis zonata CBS 506.65, 185 nucleotides long. RefSeq lists its product as hypothetical. NCBI's taxonomy places the organism in Eukaryota, Fungi, Ascomycota, Eurotiomycetes, Eurotiales, Aspergillaceae. The record is from RefSeq and is a predicted model, not a curated record. The coding region runs from base 6 to 182 and encodes 58 amino acids. The transcript is spliced from 2 exons.
GACUCAUGAUUCAUCCUCUCUCUCUCUCUCUCUUUCUCCUCCUCUUCCUCCUCAUUAUCAAGUCUUCUUUCCCCAUCUUUUUUACGCUGGCGUUUCGUCAGGUGGUCAAUGUCGUGGCAUAUGCACAAAUGGAUACGGGACAUGGAGUUGCUACACAGGGAUACAAUGCUCUCGACUCGUGAUUU